This is a messenger RNA of Penicillium macrosclerotiorum, 1332 nucleotides long. RefSeq names its product Pyridoxal phosphate-dependent transferase major region subdomain 1. The transcript is spliced from 2 exons. Lineage: Eukaryota; Fungi; Ascomycota; Eurotiomycetes; Eurotiales; Aspergillaceae. The record is from RefSeq and is a predicted model, not a curated record. The coding region runs from base 1 to 1332 and encodes 443 amino acids.
AUGGACGAGAGGACUUCGUUUGGACAUGCCAUGGGCCGGCAUUUUUCAUUUGAGCCAGGGUAUCGGAACCUGAAUCAUGGCUCUUUCGGCGCAGCUCCGACGGACAUUCUGCAGAAGGCGAAUGAGCUGCGCCAGGAGUGCGAGCGCAUGCCGUGUCCAUUCAUCAAGUACCGUUUCCCGCAACUGCUUGAUCAGUCGCGCACGGCGAUGAGCAGUUUCCUAGGGGUCCCAGCGAACACGGUGGUGUUCGUGCCCAAUGCGACAACGGGAAUUAACACGGUUCUCCGAAACCUGGUUUGGAAUGCCGACGGACGCGACGAGAUUAUUCAAUUAGACGUAAUCUAUGGGGCAUGCGGGAAAACGACCCAUUAUAUCUGCGAAGCGAGUCAGGGCCGAGUGCGAACGCGCGAAAUUCACCUUACGUAUCCCCUGCCGGCCGACGACAUCGCGGCGGCCUUACAAGAGGCCAUCGCAGCAUCCCGUGGCGAGGGCUUCCGGCCCCGUUUGGCUAUCUUCGACACCAUCUCCUCGAACCCGGGCCUUCGCUUGCCCUUUGAAGCCCUAACGGGAAUUUGUCGAUCGGAGGGCGUGCUUAGCCUGAUUGAUGCCGCCCAUGGCGUAGGACAAAUCGAUCUGCACCUCUCGUCGCUGGAUCCCGACUUCCUUGUGAGCAACUGUCACAAAUGGUUGUUCACACCUCGGGGAUGUGCCGUGUUCUAUGUGCCCAGGCGCAACCAGGCUUUGAUGCGAAGCACAUUGCCAACUAGUCAUGGGUUUGUGGCGCAGGACUCGCAUGAUGAGGCCAAGAGGAAGAAAGACGUCGGAGCAAUACCGGUGGACAAGAGUGAUUUUGUGUCCAAUUUCGAAUUUGUGGGCACGAGCGACAACCUGGCCUUCCUGACCGUGUCUGAAGCGAUCCAGUGGCGCGAACGCGUGUGCGGAGGUGAGAAGAAGAUCCGCGAAUAUUGCAUUGGCCUAUCUCGCCUCGGUGGGCAGCGUGUCGCGCAGGUCCUGGGGACGCGAGUGAUGGACAACGAGGCCCAGAGCCUGACGAACUGUUGCAUGGUCAAUGUCCUGCUGCCGCUGAACCGGCCCACGACCGGAGCACGAAGUUGGGUGAGAGGGCGCAGCACAGAUGCCGUGGCCGUGAAUGAAUGGAUGCAACAGAUCAUGAUUGAGGAAUACCGUACCUUCAUGCCUGUAUUUGCCUUCCAAGACCAGUGGUGGGUGCGACUCAGUGGCCAGAUCUAUCUGGAUCCCAGCGACUUCGAGUGGGCGGCGUGGACCUUGAAGACGCUCUGUGAACGAGUCGAACUAGCAGCCUCGCCGUAG